Eufriesea mexicana is the source of this 2898-nucleotide messenger RNA. It is a transcript of the gene Blimp-1, whose product is annotated as PR domain zinc finger protein 1. Gene Ontology annotation, molecular function: protein binding; DNA-binding transcription repressor activity, RNA polymerase II-specific; RNA polymerase II cis-regulatory region sequence-specific DNA binding. Gene Ontology annotation, biological process: regulation of transcription by RNA polymerase II; cell fate commitment. Gene Ontology annotation, cellular component: cytoplasm; nucleus. Lineage: Eukaryota; Metazoa; Arthropoda; Insecta; Hymenoptera; Apidae. The coding region runs from base 1 to 2898 and encodes 965 amino acids. The transcript has 7 exons. The record is from RefSeq and is a predicted model, not a curated record.
AUGGAGGCCAGCGAGUGGGAUCACGCGACCUUGAGGGAAGAGGAAUUCGAGCAGCAUGCCGUAUAUUUGGUACCGGAUGUGGCGGCAUCGCCGGGCGAUACCAAUCGUGCGGAGGCAUCCCUGCCAAGAAAUUUGGUCCUCAAACCUUCUCAGGCCCUCAACGAUGUUUUGGGAGUUUGGAGCACAAGUUACAUUCCCAAGGGGACACGGUUCGGUCCUCUCGUGGGCCAAGUGUACACCAAGGACUCGGUGCCGGCCGACGCGAACCGGAAAUACUUCUGGAGGGUGUACAAGAACAACGAGCUGUUCUACUACAUCGACGGUUAUGACGUCCAGAAAUCAAAUUGGAUGCGUUACGUAAACCCGGCUUAUUCGUCCGAAUCGCAGAACCUAAUAGCGUGUCAGUAUAAGAUGAACAUUUAUUUUUACACAAUUAAGCCGAUACUACCGAACCAAGAGCUUCUGGUGUGGUACUGCAGAGAGUUCGCAGAAAGGCUCAAUUAUCCAUUGACGGGUGAACUAAUGCUUCAAAGAAUACGACAACAAGUACAACAAUCUACGUUACCAACGGAAAUCCCGCCCACCGUGGACGUGGUGUCACCUCUAAAGGAUUCAUCGAUUUACGAGAGACGUUCGCAAAUGACCCCGACGGACGGUUCCGUUAGAUCGGACGAAGGCUAUCAUUCGAACGGCUAUCACGACGAGAUCCUCACGCCCCCGGAAGAGAGCAGCGAGUCGGACUCGGAGAACAACUACGUGCUGGAUUUCAGCAAGAACGCGAAAACGUCGGUGUGCAACAACGAGGUGCUGAAACAGGACAAUGCAGUGGCGAAGAACGAGUACAGAAAGGUUAAGAUCAAGAUCACCAAGACCUACGGGAAUUUUCAGACGUCGAAGAACCUAGAUGCUAACGGGAAGGACAAAGAUCAAGAACUGCCGAGCAGAGCGGUGACCCCGGAACUACAGAAACCGGUGUCACCCAUAAUUCUGCAGAAGAGCACGGUCCUGACGGCGGUCACCGAAGAUGAAAUUCCGGAAAAGAAUCCAAAGCCCUUCUACGAGUCCGAGGUCAAGGGUGCUUUACCCGUUUCCGGCAGAUCAGCCUAUCUCACCAGCCCGAGCAGUUCCAUCCUCGAGAACAUCCUUCUUCGUAGCAGUACCGAUAACAACAACAACAGCCACAAUCAUCAUCACAAUGGACCCCAACCGCACCAUCAACACCAUCAGAUUCAUCAUCAGACACACGUGGACUCGGUCACGCCGCCACCCUCCAGCCCAACGGAGAUGGCGUACUCUUACAAGAAGUCUCAUCGCUACGGGAACAUUUUACCCUGCAGCCCCGAUUCCAGUUCCAAUCUACCGAUGCAAGCCGACACGUGCGUCAAUUCCACCAGCGGCAACAGUACCCUACCGAUGCAAAGUCCCACGAGCAAUUUGCACUCGAGCACGGGGAACCUUCAUUCGAGUACGGGCAAUCUACACUCCAGUACCGGUCCAAGCAACGUUCUACAGCCUCACCCCGGGAACAUCCAUUCGUCCAGCAAUUCGAACAAUCAUCACUCGAACGCGAACGUUCUGUCGUCCAGCACGAUACUGACGUCGACCAGUAACCUACAUUCCUCCACGACGUCCGGUAGCUGUCCACCCAAGAGAAAGACCAAGAGUCCGUCACCGUCUGCGAAUCCUACGGGCGCGUCCACCCCUACGAUCCUCUACUCCACUUCCGGUGGAUGUCAGAUAGAAUCUGGCCCUGUGUAUCACAGCUCCGCGGCGAACAGUAAUCAGAGCGUCUCGCCCAUUUCGCCCAUUCAAUCGCCAUCCUCCUACCCCUAUGGGAUUUAUCAUCAGAACGGCUCGUUGCAUCACAACGUGGCACCGUUGUCGAUCAAUUGCACCGCCUAUUCGCCGACUCCUAGCGGAAACGUGGUCUACGAGCGAGCCGAUGGAAGAAGGCUGGAAGCUGCCACGAGCAGUCAUCAAUUACCGACCUCGUCGACCAUGCAAAUCGACAGUAAUCAGACGCUGAUCGCUGGCACGCACAAUCUUCACCUGGGCCAUCACCCCGGCCUCACCAUUCACGCCAACUCUUCGUCGCUGAACCGAUACUCGCCCGCGAGCUCUUUAUCCCCGGACGAUCACGGUUGUUCGCAGAGCGGCUCGCUCAGUCCAAACUCGCAAGGAUCCAGGGGCUACAGGUCGUUACCGUACCCGUUGAAGAAGAAGGACGGGAAAAUGCAUUACGAGUGCAACGUCUGCUGCAAGACAUUCGGCCAGCUGUCGAACCUCAAGGUACACCUGAGGACUCAUUCCGGCGAGAGGCCGUUCAAGUGUAACGUUUGCACCAAGAGUUUCACUCAGCUGGCCCACCUGCAAAAGCAUCAUCUCGUGCACACGGGCGAAAAACCACACCAAUGCGAAAUCUGCAAGAAGAGGUUCAGCUCGACCUCGAACCUGAAGACCCACCUGAGACUGCAUUCCGGCCAAAAGCCCUACGCCUGUGACCUGUGUCCCGCAAAGUUUACCCAGUUCGUUCACCUAAAGUUACACAAGAGGUUACACACGAACGAAAGGCCCUACACCUGUCAAGGUUGCGACAAGAAGUACAUUAGCGCGAGUGGCCUUAGGACCCAUUGGAAGACGACCAGUUGCAGGCCGAAUAAUAUCGAGGACGAGCUUGCCCUUGCCGCGGCCGUGGGUUCGCCGACGUACUACGAAUACGGGCCGGACAUGAACGUCGGGAACAUGCCGAAGGAAUGCGAAUUGGAGCACAUCGAUAAUUACGAGAGGCACGGAUCCACUCAUGGUCCACACUCUACUUCUCUGCACAACCUGGAGAAUUCCGUGGGACGGCCAAGCGUGAUAGAGACCUCCCAGCCUCACAUAAUCGAGUGCACCUAA